Messenger RNA from Cladocopium goreaui, 927 nucleotides. The record is from the annotation of a GenBank genome assembly. Lineage: Eukaryota; Dinophyceae; Suessiales; Symbiodiniaceae.
CUGGAGCAACUGUAUUCAGUCGGGCAUGAUUGCCUUUCUCUAGAUUGUCAAGGAGAAAUAGCUUCUAGUCAAAGCCCCGGCAAAUUCAGUUCAUACAAGAUUCUGCUAGAUUCUGCUGGCAUGUCCACACUUUUUGUAUGCGAUUUCAGCUCGGUUGACCUCUUGCAGAUGGUUGGCCCAAGAAGGCGACUUCUGAACGACGGCUAAUGAAUUCUACUACUUUCUUAAUUUUCUUAUAUGUUCUGGCAAGCUGGCAGUCCCGGCAGUGGUGCUGGCAGUGCUGGUAGUGCUGGUUUUAAAACAAUGCUUACACCAUUGCUCCAGAUACACGCAGCUCUAGAACGCUUCUCUCCAGGGAGCUUGCAGGAGCGAUGGUCAUAUCUUCAAAACAAGAAGACUUUGGCCCAGGUCACAACUGCUAAUGAGCCCCCAAGAGAUCGCGUUUUGGAAGCAAUGCAAAACUUCCUUUUCGGCUUGCCUAGACCGAACAUGAUGCCAGAAAGGCACAGGGCAAUGGCAGAAGCAAAGCACCAGGAAGACUCGGAGGAGACCUGGCAAGAUUCUGCCAAUGCCGCAGGGUGCAAACAGCAGUGUUGCGACGAAGGGCCCUCUGCAGAUGCCAUCGUGGAUGAGAAUAGCAGCGCUGACCACCAAGCAACGUCAGCCUUUACAGGUGGAAGCAGCCAAAAAAUGCGUGGACAUGGGGCAGCAGCCAAGGGAACAGAUGCCCUUCGCCGGUGUUUGGAGGAGCUGCGGUGGCAUGGAGAAGCAUUGCGACAAUGUGCAGCAGGCGCCAAUGCGCAGCAGCUGUGUGCGGAGGCUAGCGUCCGACGGAAGGAAUUGCUUUGGAGCCUUGGGGGCGAGCAAGAAAUAGAAUGUCCGCGGAAGUAUUUCGCAAUCAUGUGUUGUUGCGAUUGCAAAGCAUGA